Hemisphaericaspora subhashii is the source of this 1419-nucleotide messenger RNA. RefSeq lists its product as uncharacterized. Bases 1 to 1419 code for a protein of 472 amino acids. Lineage: Eukaryota; Fungi; Ascomycota; Pichiomycetes; Serinales; Debaryomycetaceae. The transcript has a single exon. The record is from RefSeq and is a predicted model, not a curated record.
AUGGCAACGCUACCAGAAUACUCCGAGCCAAAUGAUUCACUACCAGGGUAUUCCCCAGGGUUGAAUUAUUAUGGUUUGGCAUUAACCAAGACAGAAUUUCUCACUCCGUAUCAUAGUAAUACAGGUUCCAGAGCUUGGAAACCGGUGCUACUUCAUUUAAAUUCUACUCAGUUAAACAUUUACGAUUUGAAUGUGGAGAAGAAGCUUAGUAAUUUGAUUGUAUGUCUUUAUUCCCACUUAAAUUCCUUGGAUGAAUUAGUAAUGGAAAUGAAUCAAACGUAUAAGAAGAAUACUUCCUUUGAUACAGAAUCUACUACUUCAGACGACCUUAAUGACAUAAUAGCUGGUGAUGCUUAUGGCGGAAAUAGUGAAAGAAGUAUCAUUCAUAGCUCAAAAUUAUCUAAAUUGAAGUUGAAAUUAAAACAUCAAAGAAAUCAAAAGACAUUAUCAUUGAUAAAGAAUUAUUAUGAUUUACUCAAAGAUAACAAAUUUUUAUUUGAACCAAGCGAAUCUCAAGAAGGAUACAACAAUAUAAAACAAUACCAAGGACAACUUAUCAAUUCAUAUUCAUUGGCCCACUUACAAUUGGGAGAAGCUCCUUCAUUGAAUCAAGUCAUAUCAGCCAUGUAUAAAGAAGAGAAUAUCUAUACCCAACAGAAUAAUUCAACAUUAGUAAAGUACAAGAAUGUACUUAGACUUAGGAUAGAAUAUAAACAAAUCUUACUCCAAUUUUGGUCUUUCCCUGCCAUGAAUAAUUGGUAUAGAAAUUUAGUAAUUGGUCGUGAUUUAAGUUUCCCACUUGAAAUGAGAAAUAUAUCUAGAUUAAAAUCCAUACCUUCUAGAAAUUCAAGAAGGGCUAAUGCAUUAUUGAUGGCUACGGCUGCUGCAGCUGAUUAUGGUCAUAUCUCAGGACUUGGGGAAGAUGCAAUACCUUUGGGAGUGUUCAGAUCAGGAAAUUUUAUAUCUAAAGAAGAUAGAGAAGAUGCCGUUGUUGAUGAUGGCGAAGAAUCAGUGGCAUCUAUAUCACCCUCAUUAUUUGAUAGAAGAGGUUCAGUUGUUACUACUGAUUCUAAUUCAUCCGUGGCGUCCGAUUUCCAGUCGACUACAAUAUUUGGUUUCAAGUUUUAUUCAACUGAAUCUACAUAUACCACUUUGGAAAAACAAUAUAUAUCCAAUUGUAUACCUGAUUUGAAUUCCUUUGAUAAAUGGUGUGGGAAAUUGAUUACUAUAAGUAAUGUUGAUCAUUUUGUGAGAGAUACUAAUAAUCCUGAGAUUUAUAUUAGCAGUGCGACAAUAACUGGGUUGGUUUGUUCACUUGAUAGAAAUGCUCAUAAAAUGAAGAAUCAAGGAAAUACAAAGACAUUCUUGAUUCAUGAAAGAGGUUUAUUUAGUAUUGAAUUGAACGAGAAUAAUUUUUAA